AUGCCAAUUUUUGAGGGUGAUAAAAUGGAAAUUCAAAUUAAUCACGAAUUGCAACCAGAUGAAAAAAUUCACAUAUUGAUUACCCAUAAUAAAACCACAUUUCAUUCUAAUGAUAGGAGAAAUUCUGGAUGGGUUCCUAAUUAUGAACAGCCUUUGCGAAAGAAAGAACAAGGACGUGCUAUUCAUAUAAGUGAUUUUAUUUGUGAAACAAUUAGUCGAUUACAAUUAAAUGAGGAACAAAAACUUUCUGAAAUCAGAAAUAGAAUUCCACAUAAAACCCGAAUUAUGAUAAAUCCUAAAAAGAAUUAUGAUAGUUAG
This is a messenger RNA of Funneliformis geosporum, 318 nucleotides long. The record is from the annotation of a GenBank genome assembly. NCBI's taxonomy places the organism in Eukaryota, Fungi, Glomeromycota, Glomeromycetes, Glomerales, Glomeraceae.